This is a messenger RNA of Galendromus occidentalis (western predatory mite), 672 nucleotides long. RefSeq lists its product as uncharacterized. Bases 1 to 672 code for a protein of 223 amino acids. The record is from RefSeq and is a predicted model, not a curated record. The transcript has a single exon. Lineage: Eukaryota; Metazoa; Arthropoda; Arachnida; Mesostigmata; Phytoseiidae.
AUGGCCAACAGCAACGAAAAUGUUCUUCAUUCUUUGGCGACGAAAUUGCCGAACUACGCGGCUUUCCGUCUUCAUAUUUCCGGUAACAACUACCCUGAUUGGAAAACAGUCAUCAAUGUCUUGCUUUCCGCUGAACCCGAUUGCUGGGAGGUAGUCAAUCAGUCUAUUAUGCCCGAUGACCCGAAAUUCGCUAAGGCAAACAGCCUUGCGCGUACCAUAAUCCUUAAUUCUCUGGACAUUAGCCUCGUUCGCCUAAAGUUUAAGGGCAACGUCAGCGCGUUCACAGCUCCUAUGAUGUAUCAAUUGAUAACAAAGGAGUUUGACCAAGUCACUGGAACGAAAAUCCAGGCUACGAUGCGAGCAGUCUUCAAUUUCCGCUUCAAUCCAAAUAAGUCUCCAGUCCAAAACCUCACAAAAUUCAGACAGCUCCUCCAGGAUGUGACUGAAUCCGGUGGUAUUCUUGACGACACCGUCAUCACCUCACGUCUCCUGGAAGCAUUGCCCUCUACCUGGUCUGGUUUCAUCCAGUCCUGGGGAAUUCAGGCCGAAGAGCGGCAAACAGUUCUAAAUCUCUAUGCGGCUAUUGAAAAAAGAGAAACACGUCUGAAAUCUAUCGCUAGAAAUCAGCCUCAGAGCUCUAACAAUUCAAAGCCUUCUAACUUCCCAAUCUAA